CUCACAUCACUAAUCGACUGUACUGCUAUCGGCAUGGACAUGUAAAAGCGUUGCCAGAUCUGAUUCAGCUGUUAUAUAUUAUUCUUCCUAAUUCAAUUUCCUGCAAUAUAUUUGAAUCUACAAAAUGUCCUUGACCCCGGCCAGUGGUAUUGGCCGCUUUUAUAAGCAAUCAGCCAAAAUCAUUCGUUUCGUUCGGCAGGGCUGCACCAAUCGACCAUUUUAUCACAUUGUUGUCAUGGAGCGACGCAAAAACCAACAUCAGCCAGUGAUUGAACAAGUAGGAUCCUACGAUCCCCUGCCCAAUGAUUUCAAUGAGCGACUAGUGGCCCUCAAUACAGAACGCAUCCGUUUCUGGCUGGGAAAGGGAGCACAUCUCUCAGUGCCGGCUGCCGAGUUGCUGGGCAUUGCUGGUCUCCUGCCAAUACAUCCACGGACCUACAUGACCGCUUGGCGUAACCGUCGAAAAGCUGCCGAUGAGGCGCAAGCUGAAGCUACUUCUUCUUAGUUCAAAUAAAGGAAAAACACGUUGAGUUUUAAUUGUACAACAA
This is a messenger RNA of Drosophila willistoni, 548 nucleotides long. It is a transcript of the gene mRpS16, whose product is annotated as probable 28S ribosomal protein S16, mitochondrial. Bases 125 to 505 code for a protein of 126 amino acids. Gene Ontology annotation, molecular function: structural constituent of ribosome. Lineage: Eukaryota; Metazoa; Arthropoda; Insecta; Diptera; Drosophilidae. Gene Ontology annotation, biological process: mitochondrial translation. The record is from RefSeq and is a predicted model, not a curated record. The transcript is spliced from 2 exons. Gene Ontology annotation, cellular component: mitochondrial small ribosomal subunit; ribosome.